Molecule: messenger RNA, 390 nt
Organism: Aegilops tauschii subsp. strangulata
Lineage: Eukaryota; Viridiplantae; Streptophyta; Magnoliopsida; Poales; Poaceae
Source: RefSeq, a predicted model, not a curated record
AUGAACUUCCACGACAUCCACACGCUGCAGCAGGCGCUGGACGUCGCCCCGCCGCCUCGUCUUCGCAUGGCACAAGACCGUGCGUAUCACGCUGAGCGGCAGAACCACCUCCUCGUCGCCCAUGAGGACGAGCGGAUCAUGGCGGAGUGGCGCCAGCAACACCCGGAGGACGUCACCUACGAGCAAGCCUACUGGGCAAGGCGCCGCGCUGAGCGGUUGGACAGGAGUUGGCGGAAGGCCCUGGCGCUAUCCCAGUGCGAAGUCGUUGAGAAUGGUGGUGAGACGAUCUUUGCGUCUGAUGAUGAUCGUUGGGAAGACAUGUGGCUCGAUACCUCGGAUCAGACUAGCGAGGAUGGCGACGAUGACGAUAACGACGACGACUGGGAGUAG